GUUCCGGGGCGGCGGGGUCGGGACGCGGCUGCUCCGCGGGAGCUGCGAUUCCUGCAGCAUUAUGUCAGGAGACAGCGACUGCACCAGGACAAGUCCGUCAGCAGGGUCUCCAUCAGACAGUGAGCUCCUGCCAGACCGGCCAAAGUAUGUGUGUACCCUGUCUCCUGAUCUUGUUACCAAAGCCCGGGAGGAGCUGCAGGAGAAGCCUGAGUGGAGGCUCCGUGACGUGCAGGCCCUCAGGGACAUGGUGUGCAAGGACUAUCCCUCCCUGGGCACCUGCCUGGACGAUGCUUUUUUGCUGAGGUUCCUCCGAGCCAGGAAGUUUGAUUACGAUCGAGCUCUUCAGCUCCUGGUGAACUACCACACCUGCAGGAGGACCUGGCCAGAGGUGUUCAGUAACCUGAAGCCAUCUGCAAUAAAGCCUGUCCUGGAGUCAGGCUUUGUCACUGUGCUGCCCCACCGGGACCCGCAGGGACGUCACGUCGUGUGCAUCCGCCCAGACAGGUGGACACCCAGUAAUUAUCCGAUUACUGAGAACAUUCGUGCCAUAUACUUAACCUUAGAAAAACUCAUUCAGUCCGAAGAGACCCAGGUGAAUGGAAUUGUAAUCCUGGCAGACUACAAAGGAGUCAGCUUAUCUAAGGCGUCUCAUUUUGGUCCUUUUGUAGCCAAAAAAGUGAUUGGAAUUCUUCAGGAUGGAUUCCCCAUUCGAAUAAAGGCUGUUAACAUAAUAAAUGAGCCUCGUAUAUUUAAAGGAAUAUUUGCAAUCAUCAAGCCUUUUCUGAAGGAAAAGAUUGCAAACAGGUUUUUUCUUCAUGGCUGUGAUCUGAAUUCCCUUCACCAAAACAUUCCUCCGGUGAUCCUUCCUGAGGAGUAUGGUGGUACUGCAGGCAAGCUGGACAUCUCUGCCUGGAACGAGCUGCUGCUGGCCUCUGAAGAGGAUUUCCUGCAUGAUUUCUCAGAGCUGGUGCUGCCCUGUGACAGCUCUCCCCACGACCUGCUAGUGAGUGGGGAUGCUGAUGAAAAGCAGUGUGAUGAUUCCCUGCGAGGGAUGAAACCUCAGCUCUAUUACUGUUACUGACAAACCACAGGAGGGAAGUUGUUUCCAGCACAGUUAAGAUCUGCUCUGCUAGGUGAUGUUGUGAACUCUGCCUUACUCCUAAACCUGCAGUUUGGGGACAGACUGCUGAGGCACUUUACACUGUAGAACCAAAGGAAGCUGGAGAGGGCACAAUGGGGGCAGGGCAGAGUUCGGGGAGGGUAAAAGCAAAGAGCACAAGUUUUCUAGAAGACUUGAGGCUCAUCAACCUCUGUGUGAAUGGUGCAAACUGGCCUCUUCUUUCUAAUGAUAAAGGGAAAAAAAUUAUUGCAGAUAGGUAAGCUUGACAGUCUCUUGUCCUCACCCCACACAGGUGAAAAGUGAGGAUGAUUUAUGAGCUUUGUGAUUAUCUGGUCUCUUCCCCUUCUGCAAACACCAGUAAUGAAAGACUGGUGAAAGAAAGAAAAUGGCUUUUGAACCCUGCAAAAUAUAAUUCUGUAGUGAAGAUUGCUUAAAACCAUAGAAGUCUAAUUUGGCCUGUCCUCUGUCAUGUGGUUCAGAUUGUGAGUUGGUGUUUCUGAAAUAUCUCAGUGAAUAUUUCUUUCAAAUUUAUACAGAACAAAAUUUACUCAUGAAUACUCAUGUAUGGAGAUCAUCUCUUAAACUUCUUCACAGUUGGAGGAAAUGUGACUGAUGGAUCAACUACCAUAACAUCUAUACCAAGGUUUAUAGAGCAGAUGCAAUCUUCAUUUUCAGAAAACAGCACCUUUUUCAGAUCAUUGAAUAAGGCUUUUGAUUGGACAACAGCCCCAAAUAAUGAGGUUCAGGACCAAAUAAAAGAAAGCUGUGUCAGCCACUUCCCCACAUUGACAGUUCUUUUCUGCUUGAGAUAGGAAUUGGGUAAGUACCUCAUACCCAGGAUGUGUGAGGAGGUUUUGUAGCAGUUGGCAUGUGAUGUAUAGAAGGCAAUACUUCAUGUAGGACAGCAAGGUGCUGCUUUAGCUUGUUACUUUGGGCUAAAUUUGAGUUUUAAGUCUGUGAAACCAAAUGCAUACAGGCUUUUUAAAAGCACAUUUUUAAAUUUCCUGAUAUUGUAGCAUUUUGUUCACUGUGCUUGUCAGCUCUUCUGUGAAAUGUUACAACUUGGUUUUUAACUUUGUUGACCUCUUUUGUCUUUGAUUGUCAUGUUCCUGUAUGGACUUAGACUUGAAUCAUCUCUGUGAUAUUUACCCAUAACUUGUAUGCCUGUGCUUCUAGGUCUUUGUCUAGAGACAGAACUAACAUUGAUGUCAAACCAGGUAAGAUACCUGUGUCUGAAUAAGCUGUUCCCACUCCCCAAGUUCAUUUUAUUUAAUGGUCUUGACUUAACUCUGAGCACACUCUUUGCACACAUUUUUCUGCACUAUAAUGGUGUGGACAUAGGAAACCUCACGAGGACGAGGAAAGCACAGUCUGUUACUUCAAAGUGAAAUAAUUCACUCUUUGG
Molecule: messenger RNA, 2525 nt
Organism: Melozone crissalis (California towhee)
Lineage: Eukaryota; Metazoa; Chordata; Aves; Passeriformes; Passerellidae
Gene: TTPAL
Product: alpha tocopherol transfer protein like
Exons: 5
Coding region: 62-1081 (339 amino acids)
Cellular component (GO): membrane
Molecular function (GO): phosphatidylinositol bisphosphate binding
Source: RefSeq, a predicted model, not a curated record